This is a messenger RNA of Ctenopharyngodon idella (grass carp), 3311 nucleotides long. RefSeq names its product leucine rich repeat and fibronectin type III domain containing 5b (gene lrfn5b). The record is from RefSeq and is a predicted model, not a curated record. Gene Ontology annotation, molecular function: protein binding. The transcript is spliced from 3 exons. The coding region runs from base 357 to 2654 and encodes 765 amino acids. NCBI's taxonomy places the organism in Eukaryota, Metazoa, Chordata, Actinopteri, Cypriniformes, Xenocyprididae.
CGCCCUCGCCGUACUAGGAUUGGUAAUUUGGGUGCAUGCAGGCGUAAUGCGGAGAGGCGAUCCCGGCUGGAGCUGUCUGCGGUUUUAUUAAAGGAGAACAGACACAUCCUAAUGAUUAUAUACACUACACAGAGGCGUUUAAUUAGCUUAUAAGUCAUGCACAUGUGGAAGGGCAUCGGAGGAGCUGGAUGCGGGAGGAUCUGAUGUCCAGGGAUCUAUUUGGGUCAUCUGGAAGAAGGAGGACCUGCUGAAAAUGCGGUGACUUGGAAGAUUUCGGUGUAAAUACGGCGGGCUUUGCCUCUAUGAAGCAAAGCUGAUCCCUUCUACAGGUUGUUUAACCAAUACCCACAACCCAGAUGGAGAUGCUACUCAUUUAUUUGAUGGUUGUUGUAAUGGCGUUGAAAGCCCAGAAGAUCCAAGUUUGUCCCAAGCGUUGCAUCUGCCAGGUUCUGUCCCCAAAUCUGGCAACCUUGUGUGAUAAAAAGGGGCUACUGUUCGUCCCUCCAAACAUCGACAGACGCACGGUCGAGCUCAGACUGGGCGACAAUUUCAUCACGGGCAUCAAGCGUAAGGAUUUCGCCAACAUGACCAAACUGGUGGACCUGACUCUCUCGAGGAACACGAUAGGCUCCGUCGCACCUCACGCUUUCAAUGACCUGGAGAACCUGCGCGCACUUCAUCUGGACAGCAACCGCUUGACGCAUAUAACGAACGAUACCUUUAGCGGCAUGUCCAAGCUGCACCACCUCAUUCUCAACAACAACCAGCUCACACACAUCCACAUAGGAGCGUUCAACGACCUCCUGGCUCUGGAAGAACUCGAUUUGUCCUACAACAACCUGGAAAGUGCGCCUUGGAUCGCCAUCCAGCUCAUGAUCAGCUUGCACACCUUAAACCUGGACCACAACAUGAUCAACUACAUCCCCGAAGGAACCUUCUCUGGGCUUCAGAAGCUCAAGCGGCUGGACGUCACCUCCAAUAAAUUGCACAAGCUUCCACCCGAUCCGGUCUUCCAGCGCGCAGGUGUUCUGGCUACAUCAGGCAUUUUGGGCCCGACGUCUUUCGCAUUGAGUUUCGGAGGAAACCCGCUGCAUUGUAACUGCGAGCUGUUGUGGCUCCGACGGCUGCGGCGCGAGGAUGACCUGGAGACCUGUGCGGCGCCGCAACAUCUCGCCGGACGCUAUUUCUGGACCGUUUCUGAGGAGGAGUUCCUGUGCGAGCCGCCGCUCAUCACUCGACACUCGCAAGAAACCCGCGCGCUGGAAGGCCAGCAGGUUUCCUUGCGCUGCAAAGCCCGUGGCGACCCGGAUCCCAUCAUCCACUGGAUCGCUCCCGACGGGAAGCUGGUGUUCAACUCCAGUCGUACCGUCAUUCACGCCGAUGGAACCCUGGAUAUCCUGAUCAGCACAGUGAAGGACUCUGGAUCUUUUACCUGCGUGGCUUCAAACCCGUCUGGAGAGGCUCAGCAAACAGUGGAUCUGACCAUCACCAAACUUCCGCAUUUCACCAACGACACCAGUUUAGUUCAGGAGCCGGAUCCGGGAUCGUCCGACAUUGCGACUUCUGCCAAGACCGGCGGAGACGGAGGCUCUUCGAUGGGCAACACUAAGGGUGGACAGGAGAAGAGGGUCCUGAUCUCUGAAAUCACCUCUUCUACAGCUCUGGUGAAGUUCAACUUUCAGCGGAAUAUUCCAGGGAUUAGGAUGUUCCAGGUCCAAUACAAUGGCACUUACGAUGACUCGUUAGUGUACAGAAUGAUUCCUCCGACCAGUAAAAGCAUCACGGUCAACAAUCUGGCGGCAGGCACGAUGUACGACCUUUGCGUUCUGGCCAUUUACGACGACGCCAUGACCACGCUCACGGCCACACGCGUGGUGGGCUGCGUUCACUUCGCCACAGAGCCGCAGUACCUGCGCUGCCACUUUAUGCAGUCGCAGUUCCUCGGCGGCACCAUCGUGGUCAUCAUCGGUGGCGUCAUCGUCGCGUCCGUGCUGGCCUUCAUCAUCUUCCUCAUUGUGCGCUACCGAGUGUGCCAGCAGGAAGGGGCGGAUAAAGGUGUGGAGCUCGGCGACAUUCGCUCGCAGUCCGAGCUGCAGGUCUGCGGCGUCAUCAAGUCCAUGUCCAAGCAGAUCCUGGGUCCGGAUGCGUGUCGGAAGGUGUCGCCGCAGACGGAAUCGGCCCCAUCCCGGCCUUCCAAACCUGCUCUUCCGGACUGCACCGUCACCACGUCCGCCGCAAGCCACAGUUGGCAUCCCGCCUCUCCUAGCCCGCUACGUCCGGUGCGUGCGGACACGCAAAUCAACGUAGAGCCGGACAACACCAACAAGAACAACUCGGCCAAGGUGCAUCCCACCGUACGCGCCUACUCGACCAUGGUGACGCCGGCGUCCAGACGAGCGCAGCUCCAGAACCUCCACCACUACAAGACGGUGCCCGUGGGCUGUGUGCGGGUGAGCCGCCGUCACUCCCUCAACGUAGACUCGUGCAAACAGCCCGCGUAUAUGAGCCACCAGCACCCGUCUGGCAGCCUGAACCGCUCCAAACGCAGUUUAUCAAUGAGCGGCGGGGAUAUUCCCCAGAUGGACGCCGGCGAGAGACGCAGCGGGAGAUCCUCGCUGACCCAGUCGGAGUGGGUCCUAGAAAGCACAUUAUAAUGGAGGAUUUUGCACUUCACUUCUGUGGUUUUAAUAGCGUUCCAGGCCACUUUAUGUGUUACACUGCGAUUGAUGUUCUUCCUCAGUGUUUCUGUCUUGUUUUCCAGCACUAAACAUUCUUAAAUCAAGAUACAUUUACUGGAGGAGCAAAAUGACUGAAAAAUUCAUCAAAAUGAAGUGAGUUUGUGCUUAAAACAAGAACAAAUAUCUGUCAGAGUCAGAAAAAUAAUCUUGUUGUCCCUUUGAAUUAAGAUUUUUUUUGAUUCCAUUGACAGAUAUUUGUUCUUGUUUUAAGCACAAACUUACUUCAUUUUGACACAUUUUUCAGAAAGCAAGACUUGAUAUCUUCAGUCAUUUUACUUCUCCAGUAAAUGUAUCUUGAUUUAAGAAUGUUUAGAUAUUGGAAAUCAAGAGAGAAAACUGAGGAAGAACAUCGUGUUUGCAGUGUAUAGUCUCAGACUGUCGAGUAUCAGACUUUAAAAUCAGACGUGGAUCGAAAGGACAAUGUACAAGCCGAUGUUUUUUAAGCACAAAUUAAAUACUGUUUCCUGCAUAUAGUAAAAUAAUACUAUGACUUGUAUAUUUCUUUGUUUUAUGGAAUAAUACAAACACUGCAUACAAACAUGUUACGUUGUGUAAAAUAAAAUGUGAAAAUGA